UCAAGAAUUCAAGUCUAAGUUUGUCAACAUAUUCAGUUAAAUCUAUCACCAAUGAGUUAUGGGCCAAGUAGGAUUUAUUGACUACUUCACACCGUAUCAAUUUUCCAAUAUUAGACUUUUCUAACACAACUAUGUGUAUUCUAACAUCGUGUUCUUCAAUUUUGGUAGAUUGUCGGAAGAAAAUGGAAGCUCAGUCUAAUCAGACGGCAAUAGAGAGAGUUGUUUCACAUAGAGCUCGGCAAAUGGGAAGCUCAUUUCCAUGCCUAGUCUGUGUGGUGGGUUUUCUCUGGGGAGUGUGUCUCACCACUCUGUUUCUGGCUGCCCUCACUUCUUUUGGAGCGUUUGGCUUCAGCAGAGUCUCAUUGUCUACAAUUUCAAUGGGGAUUUCCCGGGGGAAUUCAAGCUCAAACAUAAUAAAUAUCUUCACAAGGUCAGGUCGAGAUUUUGAUCUGAAAAGGCCACCGGGAAAUGUCGAUUCAGUGCCAAGCAAAGAACAACAUCAAGAUAGAGAAAGAGUCUCUUUGCUUUAUUCAGCUUGGAGUGCUGUACUAAAAGAACCUGCGGAUGGAAGAGAGGAGUUGCGUAAAUUAGGACUAAGCAGAUCCAUGGUACCGUCUGCGCCUCAUUUGGAGGGCUGCAAGUCAACCGCUCGAGUAAAUAAGCAACACGACAGCUACGCUGAGAAUGAGAAAUUCCCUCCAUGGACUAAUUGGAAAGGAUUGUUGGAAAGGCACUCGGCAUCAGUAACUGAUGAGCAACUGAAGAAUUUCAGGGGCCGAGAAAUAUCUGAAAGUUUUUCUCCUCCUUGGAUAACUGGGUCAGAUCAAGAAAACUAUCCUCGCACGAGAAAAGUUCAACGCGAUUUGUGGAUCCAUCAGCAUCCUUCGAACUGCAGUGACCCUAGAGUGAGAUUCCUAGUGGCGGACUGGGAGAGAUUGCCUGGAUUUGGUAUAGGAGCUCAAAUCGCUGCAAUGUGCGGGCUCCUCGCCAUUGCUCUCCGAGAGAAACGGGUCCUCGUCACUAACUACUAUAACAGAGCCGACCAUGAUGGUUGUAAGGGAUCAGUGCGCUCGAGCUGGUCAUGCUACUUCCUCCCUGAAACAUCCCAGGAAUGCCGAGAUCGUGCACUUGAGCUGAUCGCAAGUCACGAUGCGUGGGAAAGUGGAAUUGUCACCGGGAAAACAAAUUACAGCACGAAGCAAAUAUGGCACGGCCAAAUACCCAAGUUAUGGGGGGAUCCUUGGACUUACCAGCAGCCGACAUCGGAGAUAAACGGAAGGUUAAUUUCACGUCAUUGCGAAAUGGACAUAAGAUGGUGGCGAGCGCAGGGGGUCCGUUACUUGAUGAGGUUUCAAACGGAGUACACAUGCGGCUUGAUGAAUACGGCACGCCAUGCUGCUUUUGGAGCAGAAGCAGCAAAGAUUGUCCUCACAGGUCUACCGGAAAAAUGGCCACAGGAAGUUGCGGAGAAGCCCGUGUCUGACAUCGAAAGGCUCGUGUGGUCCGAUCACAAACCGUGGGUUCCUCGGCCACUUCUAAGCAUGCAUGUGAGGAUGGGCGACAAGGCGUGCGAAAUGAAGGUGGUCGGAUUCGAAGAGUACAUGCGCCUCGCCGACCGCAUGAGGAAGCGGUUUCCUCACCUUAACAGCAUAUGGCUCUCCACUGAGAUGCAGGAAGUCAUCAAUAAGUCGAGAUCAUAUGCGAGCUGGAACUUCUACCACACUGAUGUGAGGCGACAAAUAGGCAACACUUCGAUGGCCAUAUACGAGGCGAGCCUCGGGAGAGAGACGAGCACGAACUAUCCGCUCGUGAAUUUCUUGAUGGCGUCGGACGCCGACUUUUUCAUCGGGGCGCUGGGUUCGAAUUGGUGCUUCUUCAUAGACGGCAUGCGAAACACCGGAGGGAAGGUAAUGGCUGGGUAUUUGAGCGUCAACAAGGACCGAUUUUGGUAGGGUAUCGAAGCCAUGUAUAUGUCGUUGCAUGUGUUAGGAGCGCGAUUUGUUGAAGAGAAAAAAAAAAGACAGAACAAAACAUGAAUUUUUACGUGGAAAAACCCUUUCAAAAUCAGAAAGGGAAAAACCACGAUGCUGCUCUAGACAAUUUCUCAUUAUCUGUAUCAGUCUUCAAAGUUACAAGUUACGACUAUAAAAGAAAUUGCCCAAUAUAUAGCACAAUUCUAGGGCAAGUUGUAGCAGACAUGUAUGCCAUUAACUAAUAAAAAACUUCUCUACUUUAAUAUUACUUUCCCUUAUCAGACUCUAGAACUCCAUUAAUCUCCCACUUGG
Messenger RNA from Syzygium oleosum, 2285 nucleotides. RefSeq lists its product as uncharacterized. Gene Ontology annotation, biological process: protein N-linked glycosylation. Gene Ontology annotation, molecular function: alpha-(1->6)-fucosyltransferase activity. NCBI's taxonomy places the organism in Eukaryota, Viridiplantae, Streptophyta, Magnoliopsida, Myrtales, Myrtaceae. The transcript has 8 exons. Bases 132 to 1952 code for a protein of 606 amino acids. The record is from RefSeq and is a predicted model, not a curated record.